Messenger RNA from Erythranthe guttata (spotted monkey flower), 910 nucleotides. Its product is annotated as superoxide dismutase [Mn], mitochondrial. Lineage: Eukaryota; Viridiplantae; Streptophyta; Magnoliopsida; Lamiales; Phrymaceae. Gene Ontology annotation, molecular function: manganese ion binding; superoxide dismutase activity. The record is from RefSeq and is a predicted model, not a curated record. Gene Ontology annotation, biological process: superoxide metabolic process. Gene Ontology annotation, cellular component: mitochondrion.
AAAGAGAAGAUCAUUUAGAGAAGCAAACUUCAAAUUAAAUAAUUAAAUAAUUAAUUAAUUAGAGAUGGAUUUGACGAAAAAUCUGACGCUGCCGGAACUCCCGUACGGAUACGAGGCGCUGGAGCCGGCGAUAAGCGGGGAGAUCAUGCGGCUGCACCACCAGAAGCACCACCAGGCUUACGUCACCAAUUUCAACAAGGCCCUCCACCAGCUCUCCGCCGCCGUCGCUGAUGGUGACACUUCCGCUGUUGUCAUGUUGCAGAGCUCACUCAAGUUCAACGGCGGAGGGCACAUAAACCACUCGAUUUUCUGGAAGAAUCUGGCUCCUGUUUCUGAAGGAGGAGGGGUGCCCCCAAAGGGUCGUUUAGGCAGCGCCAUUGAUGAACAGUUUGGUUCUUUAGAAGCUUUGAUCCAAAAGAUGAACACACAUGGAGCUGCCUUACAGGGCUCUGGAUGGGUGUGGCUGGCAUUGGAUAAAGAAUCGAAGAGGAUUUCGGUUGAAACAACUGCGAAUCAGGAUCCAAUUGUGACGAAAGGGCCGACAUUAGUUGCGUUGCUCAGUAUAGACGUGUGGGAGCAUGCAUACUACUUGCAGUAUAAAAAUGUGAGACCAGACUAUCUGAAAAACAUAUGGAACGUCAUGAAUUGGAACUAUGCAAGUGCAGUUUAUGACAAAGAGUGUCCUAAUUGAGUUGCUGCCUCGAAAAUAAAAUAUUUCAGUAUUUUAUUUUUUAAUUGAAUAAAAAGAUUGUGGAUGAAAAGUUGGUUAUAUAUACUUUUCAUCAAUGAAAUAAAUGAGGAUGAUUUAUGUGUAUUGUGAUUGUUUGAGCUUCUUCUAUGGAUACAAUAUCACUUGUUGAUUAUUCUUGCAAAUUUUCUUAUUCAAUUGAAGUGAUUUUUGUCACAGUUA